AUGUCUUUACCUCCCGCUGAAGAACUCCAAGAAAAUCAUCCUGACAUUGAAACUAUUUUGAGUUCACCACAACAGAAAUUUGUUGCACUUGCAGAAAAGCAGUGGGUAGUAAAAGCCGUUCACCAUGCGGAAACUUAUUUCAAACUAAUAACUUCCAUUGAUGGCAAAAAUCUUCACCUAACACCGAUUGACGAUGAAAUCUACGCGGAUUUCACGCAGAAUUUCCCAGAUCUGCGUAUAGAUGUAUUGAAUGAGGAUGAAUUAAAAUCAUCAGAGGCAAAAAAUAAGUGGCGUGAAUGGAUGUCGAAAUACGAGAAUAGAGUUGAGGAUUACAAUUUUGGGACGUUGUUACGUAAAGACGUUCGUGGAGAUUACGAAGAGAGCAAUACUAUACUUGGUAAUUCAUCUCUUUAA
Molecule: messenger RNA, 414 nt
Organism: Ambispora leptoticha
Lineage: Eukaryota; Fungi; Glomeromycota; Glomeromycetes; Archaeosporales; Ambisporaceae
Source: the annotation of a GenBank genome assembly